AUGUCCCGGAGGACGCUGGGUGGAGGCCGUGUCCUGGGCACCCCGAACGCUCUAUCGGGCUCUCUAUCAUCUCCGCAGCAAAAGCCUCGGGUCCUUUCGCCUUCCGCCAGUAGCCUCUCUCUCAGUUCGCAAGCUUCGGCUUCUCAGUUCUCGACCGAAACCCAGGAUCUUACAUCCCGUAUUUCCCUCGACAAUGUCGGUACUUCCAUGCCGGCUCCGCCGGCGGCUGCCGGAGCGCAACUGGCUUGUCCGAUCUGCAGUGAGGAGAUGGUAACUGUCGAUCGUUCCGUGCAGAGAACUAGCUCGUGGCCGGCGAUUAAUAUGCUCCGCAGACACCUCGAUGACGUACACCAAAACCUGGAAGACGACCGACAGGAUGAAGUCAAAGAUUGGUUUAAAACCCAGAUGGAGAAGGCGAGACGCUUUCAACCUCUCGCAGUCCUGAAUCAGAAAUUGAAGGGCCUCGAUGUCUUCGAGUCCAACGAAAACCAAGCUUUUGCAGGCGCCAGCCGACCUCAUGUCUCCUCACACGCUCCACCGCCCUCGGAACCACCCAGACCCCUCGACCCGGAUGAUAUUAUCACCAAGGAUCACUGGCAGCCGCGCGGUCUCUACGAUGUGUGCCUUGAGCCUUCGUGCGGCAAGCGGCUCAAUGCCACCAACGGAUCGGCGCAGCAUGAGCCGGUGCGGGGGUUAUGGUGCAGGGUCUGUGAAACGUGCUACAAGUCGCGGGAAGGCUAUAAUGAUCACAAUGGGCUGGUGCGGGAUCGAACGGAUGCAUUCAAGGCUGUGAGGAAGCAGACGGUAGACAAGGCUCUCCUGGAAGUGUCGCGGCUGGAGAAGCGGUUGACACGGCUGACCCAGCUAUUGGCGAGCUUGCCACCGGAGCAGAUUCAGUCCGGCGCAAACAAGCUCUGGUCCAUCGCGUGGCAGAAUGAUCAGCGAAAAGCCCUCGAACAAACCAUUGUCAGCUGGCAGGACGACGCGAGCGUCUUGAGAUGUCCCUUCUGCCAGCAGGAUUUCACCAGUUACACGUUUCGGAGACACCAUUGCAGGACUUGCGGGCGAGUAGUCUGCGGCGAUCCGACGACCGGAUGCUCCACGGAGGUGCCUCUGAGCAUCACGCCAUUGUCUCAUACAUCCGCGGAAAAAGCAAGCAACGCCGAGGUUAUCAACAUUGAUGUUCGGCUGUGUAAGGAAUGCAGGGCGACUCUAUUUGAUCGUCGGGAUUUCGAAGCCGAUCUGGCACGAAAACCUGCGGAUGUGAGGGCUUACGAGAACCUUAUGCAAUUUGAAAGGGGCAUUCGAAUUUUGAUGCCUAAGUUCCAGAAGCUCCUGGCAGCUUUACAAGACCCCAAGCGACCACCGUCGUCUGCACAAAUAGCAGAAGCUUCUAAGGUUCGCAAGAGGCUGACCGAUUCGUUUGCUCAGUACGAUGUCGCUGCCAGGCGAAUCCGGGAUUUGCCCACCGACUCUCCAACACAGAAACUUCUUCAAAAGGCAAUCCAUCAACAAGCGAGCAACUUCCUUCAUCUUCACAUGCUGCCCCUUAAGACGUUGCCGAAGAUCCUGAAACACGCAACACCCAACGGACGGCUACCGAGCGCGACCAGCAGUCCCAGCAGUCCCAGUCCUUCCAGCGGUUUAAACGGAGGCCACCAACGGCAAGGUUCGGCCCUGGCAUCUAUCCGGUAUGGAAGUGUGGCGGCGAGCGGUAGCAACAGCAGUCUGGCAAGCGAUACAAGUAGCGCCAUCUCGGCACUGGAGGCCGAAGAGAAGUCUUUACGGGAACGACUGAUCGUACUGGAGGAGCAGAAGUUCUUUGUAUCGGAGAUGAUCGCAGAUGCCAAUCGACGUCGCAAGUUCGACGAGGUGAGCAGUCUGGCCAUGAACGUUGAGGACCUCACGCGGGAAAUCGACCGGGUCAAUGGCAUGCUGAACGCGCUGGACUUUGAGGGUAUCUACACCGGUGGCCAGCCCUCGGGUGCAUGA
This is a messenger RNA of Aspergillus terreus NIH2624, 1992 nucleotides long. Its product is annotated as putative vacuolar segregation protein (Pep7). The transcript has 6 exons. The record is from RefSeq and is a predicted model, not a curated record. NCBI's taxonomy places the organism in Eukaryota, Fungi, Ascomycota, Eurotiomycetes, Eurotiales, Aspergillaceae. Gene Ontology annotation, molecular function: metal ion binding. Bases 1 to 1992 code for a protein of 663 amino acids.